CAUUUGGUCAGUUGGCCUGGUCUUAAACUAACCUUAAACUAAGCGAAUACAGGAAGAAGAAGAAGAAACGUCGUACGACAAUCCCAUUUGUCGAAUUCCAUAGUGUAGGUAGAAUCAGAUCCCUCCCAUCCGCUGCUGUUGAUUCUCUCUUUAUCAAUUUCGUAUACAAUCCUUUCAUACAAAGAAAAACGAUUUGCUUCAUUUUACUCAUCUUAAUUGCCACGGGAUUGAACUAGAGACGGGUUCCCGGCUGUUUUACACACAGAAAUCGUAGAAGAUGAGGCUGUUGAAGGUGGCUACUUGUAAUUUGAAUCAAUGGGCAAUGGAUUUUGACUGCAACUUAAAAAAUAUCAAGGAAUCCAUUUCUAGGGCUAAAGAAGCAGGGGCAGUCAUUAGACUUGGCCCAGAGCUCGAAAUUACUGGAUACGGCUGCGAAGAUCACUUCUUAGAACUCGACACCGUUUCACACGCAUGGGACUGCUUGGAUGAUAUUCUGCUGGGUGACUGGACAGAUGGUAUACUAUGUAGCUUUGGCAUGCCUGUUAUUAGAGGAUCAGAACGUUAUAAUUGUCAAGUGCUUUGUCUAAACAGAAAAAUUAUAAUGAUUCGUCCGAAAAUGUGGCUUGCAAAUGAUGGAAACUACAGGGAGCUUCGCUGGUUUACAGCGUGGAAGCGCAAGGAGCUCGUGGAAUUUCAUCUCCCAAGUGGAAUUGCCGAAUCAUUAUCCCAGGAAACAGUGCCUUUUGGUUAUGGAUAUAUCCAGUUUUUAGAUACAGCGGUUGCAGCAGAAGUUUGUGAAGAGCUUUUCACCUCUAGUCCACCACAUGCUGAACUUGCAUUGAACGGAGUUGAGGUAUUUAUGAAUGCUAGUGGAAGUCACCAUCAACUAAGGAAGCUUGAUCUUCGCCUUCGUGCUUUUAUAGAUGCUACACAUACUAGAGGGGGAGUGUACAUGUAUAGCAAUCAACAAGGGUGUGAUGGUGGACGCCUUUACUAUGAUGGGUGUUGUUGUGUAGUUGUGAACGGUGAUGUUGUUGCUCAAGGCUCACAAUUCUCUUUGAAAGAUGUUGAGGUGGCAAUAGCUGAAAUUGAUCUUGAUGCGGUUUCUAGUCUUCGAGGAUCUAUAAGUAGCUUCCAAGAGCAAGCAAGUGACAAACCUCACAUUUCAUCUGUAGUGGUUCAUCACAAGCUUUGUCAGUCUUUUAACCUGAGAGCGUCCCUUUCAAGUCCACUGAAGAUAAAAUAUCAUACUCCUGAGGAGGAAAUUGCCUUUGGACCUGGUUGUUGGCUCUGGGAUUAUCUAAGAAGAAGUGGAGCAUCAGGGUUUCUUCUUCCCCUUUCUGGUGGGGCUGAUAGCUCCUCUGUUGCAGCUAUUGUCGGCUACAUGUGCCAGAUUGUGGUUACAGAUAUUAAGAACGGAGAUGAACAAGUCAAAGCAGAUGCUAUACGAAUUGGUAAUUAUCGUGAUGGACAGUUCCCUACUGAUAGCAAGGAAUUUGCAAAACGUGUAUUUUACACUGUUUUCAUGGGAUCAGAAAAUAGUUCUGAUGCCACAAGGACACGAGCAAAGGUGCUAGCUGAGGAAAUUGGGUCGUGGCAUCUUGAUGUUGCUAUAGAUAGUGUUGUUUCAUCUUUUCUCUCUAUGUUUGAAAUACUUACAGGAAGUCGACCGCGUUAUAAGAUAGAUGGCGGGUCUAACACUGAAAACUUGGCAUUACAAAAUAUUCAAGCCAGAAUUAGGAUGGUGCUGGCUUUCAUGUUAGCUUCACUUCUCCCUUGGGUUCACAAGAAACCUGGUUUUUAUCUGGUAUUAGGCAGCUCCAAUGUUGACGAAGGUUUACGUGGUUACCUAACUAAGUAUGAUUGUAGUUCUGCAGAUAUAAAUCCAAUUGGAAGUAUUAGCAAACAGGAUCUUCGUAGUUUUCUGCGAUGGGCUGCGGUUCAUCUUGGCUAUUCAUCCUUAGCAGAAAUUGAAGCUGCUCCUCCAACUGCUGAACUUGAGCCCAUCCGCUCCAACUACAGCCAGCUUGAUGAAGUGGACAUGGGAAUGACAUAUGAAGAGCUUUCAGUCUAUGGAAGGUUGAGAAAGAUUUUCCGAUGUGGACCUGUAUCGAUGUUCAAGAAUCUAUGUUUCAAAUGGGGUUCGAGAUUGUCUCCAGCUGAAGUGUCGGAAAAAGUGAAACAUUUCUACAAGUACUACUCCAUAAAUAGACAUAAAAUGACUGUGCUCACUCCCUCUUAUCAUGCUGAGAGUUAUUCACCGGAGGAUAACCGGUUUGAUCUUCGCCAGUUUCUUUACAACGCUAGAUGGCCUUACCAAUUCCGCAAGAUUGAUCAACUCGUGUCUGAGCUUGAAUCAACGGAUCAGGACAAGGCCCCCGGAAUUACAGAAGAUGGCGGAAUGGGUGUUGUAGCAGCCAACUCUGAUGAUCCAAAAGCUGGUCUUUAAGAGUUGAAGAUUUAGAUUUUUAAGAUUGAGGAGGAGGAGAUUGGUUGCCUUCAUUUAAAACAGUUUUCUCCAAAUUCUGAAUUUGAUGGUGGGGAUCAUAUUUAAGACUAAACUUUAAAUUUAUUUAAUAAAUUUGUAUACUGAAUUCAGAAAGUGCUUGAAUGAAUUAGUUACUAAUUCUGGUUCAGAUA
Impatiens glandulifera is the source of this 2640-nucleotide messenger RNA. RefSeq names its product glutamine-dependent NAD(+) synthetase. Gene Ontology annotation, cellular component: cytoplasm. Gene Ontology annotation, molecular function: ATP binding; glutaminase activity; NAD+ synthase (glutamine-hydrolyzing) activity. The coding region runs from base 278 to 2449 and encodes 723 amino acids. The transcript has 13 exons. Gene Ontology annotation, biological process: NAD+ biosynthetic process. Lineage: Eukaryota; Viridiplantae; Streptophyta; Magnoliopsida; Ericales; Balsaminaceae. The record is from RefSeq and is a predicted model, not a curated record.